Molecule: messenger RNA, 945 nt
Organism: Coffea arabica (coffee)
Lineage: Eukaryota; Viridiplantae; Streptophyta; Magnoliopsida; Gentianales; Rubiaceae
Source: RefSeq, a predicted model, not a curated record
GCAGUAAUAUGCUUUCUUCCCUCUUUGCUCAGUCUUUUGGUUCUAGACUUCUAGUUAUACUUUGCAAAGAGAAACAGAGAGAUGGGGAAUUGCCAGGCCAUUGAUAAUGCUUCUCUACUGAUACAACACCCAAAUGGUAGAGUUGACAAGCUGUAUUUGCCUGUCACUGCCAGUGAAAUCAUGAAGAUGAAUCCUGGCCAUUAUGUUGCUCUCCUUCUCACCACAACCAUCUGCCCAGCAACUUCUUCCACCACCACCACCGCCAACACCAAAGCCACUAAACAUAGCAGCAAUACAGACUUCAAAAGCAACAGUCCUGUUCGAAUUACACGAAUUAAGCUUCUUAGGCCAACUGAUUCAUUAGUUCUUGGCCAUGUUUAUAGACUGAUAACUACUCAAGAGGUUAUGAAAGGCUUGUGGGCAAAGAAGUAUGCAAAAAUGAGGAAGCAGCAGUCAGAGUCAUCUGAGAAGCAAGUGAACUUGACAGCAAAAGAAAUUUCAGAUUUUGAGGCAGCAGUUAGAAAAUAUGAGAUGGAAAGAACCAGCCAGACAAAGCACGAAAGGCACAGGACAAAGACAUCUCAAUCAGCAAGCACUAUUGCUGCCAAGUCAAAAGCAUGGCAACCUUCAUUACAGAGCAUCUCUGAGGCUGCAAGCUAAUUUUCUCUCUUCUUAAGUUAGCCUAGGAUGUCGUCCCUAGGGGUUUUUGUGGAGACUAUGACCAGCCAAAGCAAAUAGACUGUAAUUUCUGAGAGGAGCUGGUGCCAAAAAGCUCCAAAAGGAUAAAGCAAUUGUUGAAAAAGAUGUAUAGUACCAGAGAAAGCAGCUCAUUAUUGCAAGGAAUUAAUUGAUCAGCUGUUUUCUUAAUAGAACAGGGCUUUGGUUUCAAGCAUAAAGAUAGCUUUUCUUUGUUCUUGUUAUAUACUUCUCAAUAUUCCUAGCAAA